Messenger RNA from Macrosiphum euphorbiae (potato aphid), 789 nucleotides. Lineage: Eukaryota; Metazoa; Arthropoda; Insecta; Hemiptera; Aphididae. The record is from the annotation of a GenBank genome assembly.
AUGACAGAUUUCGAGAAAAAUACAAAUAAAGCAAAAUUUACCAAAUUACCGUCUUACACGAUCAUUGAACCGCAGACCUCGAAUGAAAAUUUUUCCGAAACAGAUAUAACAUCUGCAGAGUCUCAUAAUCUGGUGGAUCAUCGCGAAGAAGUGGAGUUGAAAUGCAAGGACUAUUUUGAAUCAGUUUUCAGCUUAACAACACCUCUAAAUACAAAUAGUAAUGAUAACAACAAUAAAAACGACAAAAACAUACCGAAUGAUGUGACACUGACAAAGGAUAUGGUUAUAAGCGCCGUAGACUGUUUUAUAACCGAUUUGAAUAACGAAAUCAAAGGGGAGUCGACAACUACUCUGUGGUCAGAGGUAGAGGAAACCCACAAAGAAGACGUCCAAACUGAUAUUACAGAUUUAAAAAAUGAAGUCACAAACGGAAUUAUUUCCAAAAAUGUUAUAACAUCCAAAAUACUACAUGAUCUAGAAGAUCAACGAGAAGAAGGCAUGGAGUUGGAAUCGGAGAAUUUUAAAUCAAUUUCGAACCCAGCAACACCAUUAUAUGCAAAUAAUAACACGGAAAACAUAUUAAAUGAGGAGAUACUAACGAAGGAUGGAGUUAUGAGCGCCAUCGACAUUCUUUUAAUCGAUAUGAAUAACGACGUCAAAGUGGAGUUAACAACUCCACCACGGCCAGAGACAAAGAGAACCCACAGAGAAGGCGUUCGAAUGAAUACUACAGCUUUAAGAAGAGAAAUAUAUAUCAAAAAGAGACUUCAAAAUAAUAAAAACAAAUAA